Molecule: messenger RNA, 1591 nt
Organism: Osmerus eperlanus (European smelt)
Lineage: Eukaryota; Metazoa; Chordata; Actinopteri; Osmeriformes; Osmeridae
Gene: cd7al
Product: cd7 antigen-like
Exons: 5
Coding region: 139-1170 (343 amino acids)
Biological process (GO): adaptive immune response
Cellular component (GO): membrane
Molecular function (GO): signaling receptor activity
Source: RefSeq, a predicted model, not a curated record
GUUCCUCUACCAGAAAGCCAUGCCCUAAACUCUUCCUCCACCCCACUCCUGUCAUCAAAAGUCCUUGAAGCCCAGCUCCCUGAUGUCACUGAAUGCCUGCUUCUUAUUUGAUGCGUUAGUGAAAGUGUAGUAGAGACAAUGAGGGCGAUUGCUGGCACGCUGAUCCUCACGUUUGCUGUGCUGGUGUGUGGUGAAGUCCAGGUCCUGAACAAAAGCAAGGGUGAUUCUGCCAUCCUUCCAUGCGUGCACAAGAACACCGCCGAGAAAGUCAUUGGCCUCGGCCUCUACCGCAAGUGGCUCCAGCCCGGCAAAGUCAUGUAUCUGUCAAACUCCAACCCGCCCCACUUCCCCAAUAACGAGCAGCGCAUCGACGUGAAGGGAAAACCUGAAAGUGGGCAGGUGGAAGUCUCCCUCGCCCAGCUCCAGGGCCGAGACUCUGACCUCUACUACUGCGUGUUCACCAUCGACGGCAUCCUGUACAAGGACGUCCCCGGCGAGACGGAGUACUUCCUCCACGUUUCGGACGCAGAUGUCACAGACUCUCUGGACGUAGGGCUGAUAAAGGCCUGCGCGGGGGGCUCGGCCUCGCUCCCCUGCCUCACCCCGCGCGGGGGGACGGGGCCCAUGGAGGGGGUGAGUCUGAAGAGGCGACGGCAGGGCCAGUACGAGGCGGAGGUGCUGUUCCACUCCAAGCGGCCCCCGGACAGCCAGACCUCCUCCCCGUUCCCCGCGGAGAGGCUCCACCUGGGCACGGUGCCCAGCGGGCUGGCCUACAACCUCACCCUGCUCCACCUGAAGCCCGAGGACAGCGCUCUGUACAGCUGCGAGCUGCUGCUUCCAGACAAGCCCGACCACAGCACCACGCUAGGGAUGCAGGCCUACUUUGUGUCGGUGCAAGAUGGUAACUGCCAGUGUUCAAGCUACUCCACCUUACUGUACGCCACCUUUGCAGCCGUUGGCCUGUUACUCCUCAUCGUCCUGUUGGUCUUGUUGAUGGUCUAUCGAGGGAAGGCUCGCCACCGUGUCAAAGCUCAACCCCAGAUUGCCAUCUAUGAGGAAAUGGUUGGGGUGAGGACACCCAACAGUAAACUGGCCCCUUACCACCUGGAGGAAACGGAUGCUUCGCUGUACAGCAACGGUGGUGUGAAGAAGGAGAACCACUACGAGUGAUCCCAGGGGCUGGGGGGGUUCUACCUAGAGCGUGCCGUCAGAAGUGAGGUCAGCCCUUCUCGUCAACACAACGCACACACACACACACACACACAGGGAUCUGGAUUACAGCUUCUUCACUCUGUGCCAAUGGGAACUGAAGCACCUUAAUGUCAAUAAGAAAUGUGGACGGUGCGCUAUCAUAAGCUUCUAUCUGCUUUCAAAUGUGCACUGCAGUGGCAUUAAUAUUAUUUUACGUGAAGAGAGAAAAUGUACAUACUACCAUGUUAAAUGUAGGUUCUAGGGAGGAUGUGUAUUUGGCUUUGCUUCAGAGUGCAAUAAUAACUUAACUGCUUUUUAUAUGAACAUUGUCUAUUAUAUUCCACAUGCAAUUGUAAGACCGUUUUUUUACGAUAAAAAUAAAGGUAUAUAUUCAAAAGAA